UUGGUCAACGGGGGAAAACCCUUUCUGUGGAGGAGGUGAAUAGUUUUCUUGGGGAUUCAUUAUUUUAGUAGACUUUUGAGAUGUCGGUGGAUAAUCGUCGGCAUCACUUAUCGGAGUUCCGUGACCUGUUUAGAGCGCUUUUCAACAUUUCCGAUCGGGACGUGCAGACAAGAGUUUUGGACGCUAUAAAUGGUGUCGUAAAUGAGGAUCAGGAUUAUUGUUCACGGUGCCAGUAUCGGAGGAACAGAACAUUUUCUGACGCGGAAGUGCAGACCAACUUUACGGCAACAGUGACUAUAAAGAAGUGUUCAAUUUCGGUGCAAACUGAUCCUGUCGCAGCUAGCCCGGAUUCAACCGUGGAACCAGUGACUCCGCCAGCAUUGGUAGCAAUUGGUUCGCGAAAGCCAUUGAAUAUUCGCAUUGCGGAGCGAAAAAAUAGUGCGGAAACAAAGGAUUUUCCUUCAAGUAGUGUGAAAAGGCUCAUGGCACAGUGCGCGGGAAAUAAAAAGAAUAGAGUGGAGUGCGUGGUGUGGGAAACUACCACGGUCGGACAGUCCCCACCGCUGGAGGCGACCGAUUGUCAGAGGAAUGAUCCAGUCAUGAAGAACGGAUCUGAACAACGUCGAAAAACAACUCGCAGGAGGAACACCGAUUCACCUCACAAUUCCAAGAUGCAUCAAGUACUGGACUCGGAUGUUGAUAGGUCCAAUUCCCCGAUAGUCCUUUCUCGGUCCGUGUCCAAUUCCCCCAAACUCCUUCCUGUUAUUCUAUCCAAUAUCCCCAUAGACCGCUCCGGCCCAAUGCCCAAUUCAUCAAUAGCCCUUCCUGGUCCCUUGCUCAAGACUAAAACUUUCGAUGAAACCCGGCCAUAUCAAUCUGUGGUUAAGCGAAGGAAGAGGACGAGCAAGGUCCCGCGCGUGGAGAAAGCAGAAACUGGGGACAAGAGCAGCAUCGAAGAAAUUUUAAACUCCAAAAUGACACCAACCUCCGCCAAGCGCAGCAAACUGACUUACGAAUCAGAGUUCAGAAAGUUCAUCAAACCAAAUCAAGAGAAAAACAGUCAAAUUAUAGAAGAACUGAUAGGUUGCUACACAACAGACGAGAUCAAUCAAACAGUCAAAAGUUUAGAGGAACCAGUAAAUGUUAUAGAACAAAUGAAGCGAGAAUGGGCGAUAUCACUGGUUUGCUUCGAUGGAUAUUACGCCGUACAUAAGGCCAUUGUAGAAAACGAAUUGCCAGCACUGAAGCGACAAAUUUACGUUUUGAAAUUUCGGAAAAUAAAUAUCAAUCAAAUGCUAACUGACGAUGAUGAGACUCCCCUGCAACUUGCCGUUAAACACAACAGCGCCUUACCCAUAGUAAGUGAGCUAAUCCAGAGUGGUGCCGACGUGAACGAGAAAGAUAAAGACAACAACACAAUCCUUCAUUUGGCGAUGAAAUAUUCCAGCGAUUCGAAACUUCUAAAAUUACUUCUCAGCAAAGUCAAUUCCAAAAUAUUCAAUGUAUACAACGACAAUGGCGAGACAGCUCUUCACGUUGGUGUAAGUGAGGAAAAAUUCUUGAUGUGCAAAACAUUUCUGGAAUUUAUCGACCAACAAGAGAAAUUGCUAUCACCCGGUCAGGGUAUAAGUGAUUUGGUAAAAUUGUCCGAUACAUUCAGACAAAUUUUGAAUAUACUUCCCUCGCGAGAACCAACUGAAUUGAAUGCACGAAAGCAAAGUAUACUGAAUGCGAAAAAUCAGAAAAGUGGCAGAACACCGUUGUUUCUGGCAUUGAGCAAUCGAUCAGAGAAAGCAGAAAUUAUGGUUUUGUUGCUGUUAGUUCACCUGGCGGACCCACGCAUCUGCGAUUUCAACGGAAUGGAUAGUGUAGCCUUUGCUAUGGAGACAUAUGAAAGCAAUCGCUACAAUGAUGCUCUGGAGACAUCAGUAGUGUUUUUCGAGAAAAUCUCUCUACAAAUUAGAGAGAACGAUUCCGCCUCUGAUGGCUAAAUUCAUAGGAGAUAACCGCAGCUCUUUCUUCCACAGAAUAAUGUGUGUUUCAAUUCCGGGAGGACAGUCUGUAUCUAACCGUAUGCCAUCGGUCUUUUAGAGUGCUCAUAUUUAUUAGAAAUAACUACUAGACCAACGUAAAAUUCACGUACUAGGCACGCAUUACAAAUUGAGCGUGGAAUAUUGAAAACUGGGAGGGCGGGAGUUGCAGGAUAAGUUAAGUUUCGAUAGGUUCAGUUUGGAUUUAGUGUAUAGAGGUCCUGGUUGCUGGUUCACUCACCUUUCUAUUUCUAUCCCAGCGAAACGAAACUGGGGAAUUCAUAGAUAAACCAUUAAAACCGUAAAAUAAAUGAACAACCAGAAUGGACUGAGGUCAUUUCACUUUCAAUUCGUAAUGCAUAUACCGAUUGAUACCGAAAUAAUCAUAAAAUGGGAAUUUUUUGAUUAACAAUUGUUCGUUGCGCAGAAUGGAGUUUUUUUUCCUUUUUCCUUUUCUCUAAUUGUAUACGAAUCAGAUUUAUCUAGUAAAAUUUAUUGUACAUAGAACGAUUCAUCCCCAUCAAUUUACGUUGAUGUUUUAGGGUGUUACGGUUAAAAUAUUACGUUUAGAAUAUUAAAUACCUACUUUAAUCGAAUUUAUGUAAAACUAAUUAUACAAAGAGUUUUCACUUAAUGCUAGUGUAUCGUGAUUAUCAUUAAGAUUCAUCUUCUUUCAUUAAAAAGUUUUCACAUGAUCUUUGGAUGGCAGUAGGCUCAUAAGGGCUACGUGCUUAUCUGUAUUUCUCCAUAUCGUUUAGUUAUGUAACAUAAGUAAGACAUUCACUAAUUAAAGAGUCCUCCUCCUUAAAAUUAAGUUACACGUUAUCGAUUGGAGACAAAUUCAGGAUAAUAAAGGUUUUGCUUUGAAAUAAUUUCAACAAUUUGUUUUUCUAAAUUUAAAUUGAAACACAGAAAUGCAAAAUAAAAAUCAAUUGAUUGGUUUGAAGCCUUGUAAAGCUGGCAGUUGAAGCCAUCGUCGAUAAUAUCUCCAGGAAGACGCGUUCUUAAAGUCGACUCUUUUCGAGAAGUUCGAGGGCAGCGAUACGUUCACUUUGCCCUAGCUGCAUGGCUUGGUAUCAUCUUUAACUUCGCUCCAUAACACCGAAGCUAUAGCGAAAAUCCCGACCUAAGCACUGCGUCUAAUAACAACUCAAGUGGCCAGGGACAACACAGAAUCUUGGACUAAGAUCUAAGGAGGGUUGGCACAGAGUUUUACCAUAAACUUCUGUUUGAAGCAGGGAGAUGGUUUCGCUCCCAGUGUCUUUAAUAUAGUCCCGCAGCAUCGCAUUCGAAAAAGUAAGACUAAGGGUCAACGAGACCAAAACAAAAUUUGUGGCCCAAACAAGAAAAUUAGCGCCAAUAUGAUAAAGCAUAACAAUGAAGUCAUACAACGUCGAAAGAACGGACAGUUUCACAUAUUUUGGAGUACACCUGAGAAAGGUCAACAAGGAACACGACGAAAU
Messenger RNA from Hermetia illucens (black soldier fly), 3493 nucleotides. RefSeq lists its product as uncharacterized. Gene Ontology annotation, biological process: regulation of gene expression. The coding region runs from base 81 to 1991 and encodes 636 amino acids. The record is from RefSeq and is a predicted model, not a curated record. Lineage: Eukaryota; Metazoa; Arthropoda; Insecta; Diptera; Stratiomyidae. The transcript has 5 exons. Gene Ontology annotation, cellular component: nucleus. Gene Ontology annotation, molecular function: protein binding.